CGACAGGACAAAGUAUGUAAAUUUGAAACCCUUAAAAAUAUACCAAAAAUCUUUUAUCUUCUUCUUGUGAGAACAUAAAAAAAGAAAUAGAGACGGUUGACAGAAUCAACGAUCGAAAUCUGACGACACCAGUGUGACUUGUGAGCGACAUCGGACGACGGAGAUGGUAAACGCUGUUCCUGGCGCACCGGCGGUGAACAUCAUUACGCCGCCCUAUGAUGAAGAAAUUGGAUUAUAUUUGCGAACCAUGAAAAUGUGUUUCAAUUCCGAUCUUAAUUAUAAUCACUGCUCUUUCAGAUUCUUGCCACCCUUUAACUACAUUAAGACGGCCUGCAGUUUUGGUGAGGAAGAUGAAGAUGAUUAUGACGCUAUUGUUGUGGGGUCUGGAUAUGGAGGCUCUGUUGCUGCUUAUAGGAUGUCCAUGGCGGGAAUAAAGGUUUGUUUGCUUGAAAAAGGUCGGAAAUGGGAAGCUCAAGAUUUUCCUACAGAUAGUUUGAGAUUGUUAUCUUCUGUUAGAUUUGAAAACAAAAGCUUGAAGUUUGGCUUAGGCCCAAAAGAUGCAUUGCUUCAGAUACAUACAGAACAUGAUUCUUUAGCAGCAACUGUUUGUGGACUUGGUGGUGGUUCACUAGUGAAUGCUGGUGUAAUGCUGCCAACACCUGUUCGAGCAAAAAGAAACCCAAAAUGGCCAAAAGAAUGGGAGUCCAAUUGGAAGUCAUGUGAAGCCUCUGCUUCUUCCAUGCUUAAUAUACAAAACGUUCCUGUGAAAUUUCCUAAUGCUAAAACAAUGGAGAAAUUAAUGGUUGAUGACGAGUUCAAAGAAACUACCUCUUUAAAGCUGAGUAUAAACUUUGAUGUAGAAGAACAGGGAACUCAUCUUAAAACAGCUAAAGAAACAGAGAGCUGCAUAGCUUGUGGAAACUGUCUUUCUGGUUGUCCUUACAAUGCAAAAAAUUCCACUGACAAGAAUUAUUUGUUCUCAGCUGUUGAGGCAGGAUGUAGUAUAAAAACAGAUUGUGAAGUUAAGUAUGUGGUGAAAAACCCUAAUGACACAAAUACACAUAAGAAACGAGCAUGUAGGUGGCUUGUAUAUCUUAAUGAGACUGAUUAUCUACAAUCUGAUUUUGUUAUUCUAUCAGCUGGAGUGUUUGGGACCACUGAUUUGCUAUUCCGUUCACAAACUAGAGGAUUAGAGCUCUCAAGCAGGCUGGGCGAAGGGUUCAGCUGUAAUGGCAACAAUGUUGCUUAUCUUGCUGGAUGCACAACACCACUAGGUGCUUAUGGAUUACACAAAGAGCAAUUCUCCAAAAUACCCUUUCAAGAACGCCCUGGGCCCGCCAUUUCUAAAUCAUACACUUCUUCUUUGGGGUUCACAAUUCAGAGUGCAGUGUUGCCAACAGCUUAUCCAUACUUGAUAUUUAAAGGGGUUUCAACGUAUGGUUGGCCAACUGGGUUCUGGUUUCUACAUGGAGUUAUAGACAAACUGAAGCAUUCUUUUGGUAUAAAGAGCACUCAAGCAAUGGCUUUAAAUGUAAUGGGGUAUGAUGAGAGUGAUGGAAAAAUCACAUUUGAUAAAAUCAGUGAUAAAAUAAACUUCUCCCCACCAAUUGAUCCCUUGCUUCCACGAAAAAUCAUUUCCUUCCAAAAACUAACAAAAAAACUAAGAGGGAUACUCUUCAUGUCUAGAUACAGAAGCACCUCAGUUCAUCUUCUAGGUGGAUGCAAUGCUUCUUCAGAUCAUUUUAAUGGAGUUUGUAACUCAAAUGGUCAGGUUUUCGAUUCCCAGUCACCUUCCUCUGUCCACUCGGGUCUUUAUGUUUGUGAUGCCUCUUUAAUCCCUUGCUCUAUAGGGGUAAAUCCGUCUCUUACUAUUGCCACUGCCUCUGAGCAUGUUAGCAGACACCUCAUCCAAGAUAUUAUUAAUACUUAUGUGGGAAAAGAUUCCAUUGAUGAAAGAGAUGAUAAAAGCUGUGGAUCAAUACGUUCUUGGAAGGUAGAGGAGAAAUCAAGAUGUGAUGUUCGGUUUACAGAAGUUAUGAAAGGACAUAUUAAUGGAAUGCCUUGUGUUGCUUAUCUUAAACUGAAAAUGAAUGCGAAAACAAGAAAAGGAAAUCUGGUUUUUGGAAAAUCUCAUCCACUUAUGAGAGGAAUAGUAGGUGGAUAUCUCAAUUUCAAUUCUAUAGAGAAGGAUAGAUUAUAUGUAAUCGAUGGAGAAGUGGAUUUAUGUGAAGUUGAGAUAAGAACUCCUUACACACAGUUCAUGCAUUAUCGCCUCCUUCUUGCAGCUUCUUCUGGUUCAAGAUAUGUUCUUGAAGGAAAAAAGGUAAUGAACCCUUUUCUCCUAGGACUUUACGGAUGGAAAGAGUCAACAACACUGGAAGUGACAUUCAAGAAAGUCAAGAACAAUAAUCCAAGUGAAGAAAUGGUAGAUUUAAAAGGAGUGCUUCAUGUAUCCAUGAUUGCACUUGUGAGGAGCCUGAUUAGUAUGGAAGGAAACAACAAAAUGAAGUUUGUGUUGCUUUUAUUACAAUCUAUCUUUAGAACAUAUGUCAUGCAAAAACCUAGAGGGAGUUUCAUGGGUUUCCCUCAUGUAGAACUCAUGGAUAGGCCUUAUCCUAGCAGUACCCUUCAUGAGAUAAGAACAGAGGAUGGAUUUGUAAUUGGUUGCAGACAAUGGAAGAUCAAAAUGGAUGAUUCUUGGAGGUUUGAAAGAGAGAAAAAUCCAUAUCCAGUGCUACUUCUUAAUGGGCAUUCCACUGAGAGUUUUUGCCUUCCUACCGAGUCAAAUGAUUUGGUAAGAACACUUCUUGACAAAGGGCAUGAAACAUGGCUUCUUCAAACAAGGCUACACCCUCUUCAUUCUUCAAAUUCCUUCACUUUUGAAGAUAUUAGCAGAUUCGAUAUUCCAGCAGCCAUUGAUAAAAUCUUGAAAUUGAAUGACAAGUCAACAAAGAUUCAUGUGGUAGCACAUUGUGUUGGAGGCUUAGCCAUUCACAUGGCUAUAAUGGGAGGCCAUGUUUCUGCAACAAGAAUCGCUUCACUCUCUUGCACUAAUUCAUCCAUGUUCUUCAAGCUCACACCUUUUUCAACUUUCAAGAUGUGGCUUCCUCUAAUCCCGAUAACAAUGAUGAUAUUAGGAAAAAACACCAUCCUUCCUAUACUCAAAAGAACAAAAGAAAGUAUGAAUCACAAACUGUUAAAAUCCAUAGCUCGUGUCAUCCCACGUUAUGAGAGAUGCAAUUGUGAGGAAUGUGAAGUAUUUUCUGGCAUAUUUGGGAAUACAUUUUGGCAUGAAAACAUAACACAAACUCUUCACAGUUGGAUGAAUGAGAAAAGUAAUUCGAGUCUUCCCAUGUCUGCUUUUCCACACCUUAGAAAGAUAUGUAACACAGGGUUCAUAGUUGAUAGUAAAGGAAACAACUCAUAUUUAAUUCAUGCUGAGAGAAUGAGUCUUCCAACACUUUACAUAUCGGGUGGAAGGACUCUUCUUGUGACACGUGAGACUUCUUGGCUUGGAAACAAGUAUAUGAAGUUGCAUCAUCCUAAUCUUAGACAUGAGAGGGUGGUUGUUGAUGGAUUUGGGCAUUCUGAUCUGUUAAUUGGAGAAGAAUCUUGUAAGGAAGUUUUUCCUCAUAUACUCUCUCAUAUUGGGUUGGCUGAAAAGGAGGAAAAUCUUGAUGAUAAUGGAAACGAUUACAAGUGUUUUAGUGGAGAUGAUCGGUUUGAGGAUGGAGAAUUGGUGUUUGAGGGUUGGGUCUCUUCUUCUAUCACUAUUUGGUUCCUCUUGUUUUUUGUUGCUUUAUGUUCGGUAACUUUGUAUUGUUUACCUCUAAAAUUCUUAUUUUAG
Molecule: messenger RNA, 3847 nt
Organism: Lactuca virosa
Lineage: Eukaryota; Viridiplantae; Streptophyta; Magnoliopsida; Asterales; Asteraceae
Source: the annotation of a GenBank genome assembly